This is a messenger RNA of Paramecium tetraurelia, 663 nucleotides long. RefSeq lists its product as uncharacterized. The transcript is spliced from 4 exons. The record is from RefSeq and is a predicted model, not a curated record. Lineage: Eukaryota; Ciliophora; Oligohymenophorea; Peniculida; Parameciidae.
AUGAAAAAAUCUCCUCAUCUUAAAUUGUAGAUUAUUAAAAUGCGCCCUAUAGUAUGCAAUACUGAAUUGGCUUUCGUUAUUCCAACUGACAAAGAAAGAAAAGUUUCCAUGAAACGUAAAAUGAAAACUAGUGACGAACAAAUUAAACAUGCACGCUUAAGAUAUUAAGAACUAUUCUACUAAUAGGAAGCCAACUUAGAAUAUUUAUAUGAUUAACUAACAGAGAGAAUGGAAAAAUAUAAUCUUCAAAAAUAAAAACAAUUAGCAAGCAAAGCCAAAUAUGCAUGUGACUACAAUUUUAGAUGGAAAUAAAGACUUUAAGAACAAAAAUGGUUAGAUAUUAAUAUGAAGAUGCAUUUUCAAGAUUUCUAGAAGAGACAUACAAGAAGCAAAAGCUUGGCUUUGCCUAAGAUAGAAAUUAUCAAAAAGACAGAACCAUGUCCUACCAUUAAGAAAAGAGAAGAAUAAUCUUUUGACAAACAGAGAAAAAUUAUUUAUUGUUCCUAUCAAAGGGAUUUGAAAUAAAUGAAAAGAUCCUUUGAAAUAGCAUAAAAACUAGAUUAGGAUGAUCAUCGAAUUAUGAAAUAGAAAACCUUAGACAUAAAACCAAAACAAAAAGUACCCCAGAAACACGAUGACAAUACAUUUCUAACAUAUGUUUGA